Messenger RNA from Meleagris gallopavo (turkey), 2784 nucleotides. NCBI's taxonomy places the organism in Eukaryota, Metazoa, Chordata, Aves, Galliformes, Phasianidae. The record is from RefSeq and is a predicted model, not a curated record.
UCGGUGUCACCUCCUCAUCGUUGCCUUCGCCCUCACUCGUGGAGCUGCGUUAGCAGGGAGCUGCGAGCACCCAUCUGCGGGGUCCCAGCCCUGCACGCGACCCCAACCCUAAUCCUUCCCCGCCGGUUCCCCCGUACCCGGGGCUGAGCCCCCCAGCCCCGUUUCCCGCAGCCCCCAUGCAGCUACUGACGGCCGAUGGCUCUGCACGGGGGGGAGUGAGCUCAAGCGAAGGGUCUGCUCGCUCAGCCCUGUGCCAUCAGCCCAACCACUGUCAGCUUCGCACCGCUCACCGCUCCCUCCUCUCCCCCUUGGCAGGACGGAGCUGAACAAUAGCAGAGCUGGAAAACAAUGGGACCGCCGCACCUUCACGCUUAGCUCGGGAGAAAUCCCCGCUUGAAACCGACAUUUGGACCGGGGCUGGUGGGAACCAUCAUCGGAGUGCUGCUGGGAUCUGCUUGCAGUGGUUCUGAUGAAAGAGGAGCCUGAGGAUGGAGUACGGCAGCUGCGAGUACCUGGUCCCCUGUGGGAAGGACAAAUUCAUCCCCAAAAACGAGCUGCUGUUGCACUUGAAGACAUACAACAUCUACUAUGAAGGGCAGAAUUUGCAGCUGCGGCACCGGGAGGAGGAAGGUGAGCUGAUCGUUGAGGGGCUGCUGAACAUCUCAUGGGGCCUUCGGCGACCCAUCCGCCUGCAGAUGCAGGAUGACAACCAGCGCAUCCGCCCGCCGCCCUCCUCCUCCUCCUGGCACUCUGGGUGCAACCUGGGGGCACACGGGUCUGUGCUGAAGCCCAGCACCUUGCCAGACAUCCAGGUGACAGAUGUGGAUGCCACAGUGAACACAGAGAGUACUGGCAGCAACACAGGCACCACGAGGCUGCAGCCAGAAGAUCCCCCACAGCUGCUGCGCACACGGAGCGAUGUGGGUGUGCGGCGCCGGGGCAGCUCCCGAACCCCCAGCGAGCAGCGCCGCAUCCGGCGCCACCGCUUCUCCAUCAACGGGCACUUCUACAACCACAAGACGUCCGUGUUCACGCCGGCGUACGGCUCCAUCACCAACGUGCGGAUAAACAGCACAAUGACAACCCCGCAGGUGCUCAAGCUGCUGCUCAACAAGUUCAAGAUUGAGAACUCGGCGGAGGAGUUCGCGCUCUACAUCGUGCACACCAGCGGAGAGAAGCAGAAGCUGAGGGCCACCGAUUACCCGCUGAUCGCCCGCGUCCUGCAGGGCCCCUGUGAGCAGGUCUCCAAGGUCUUCCUGAUGGAGAAGGACCAGGUGGAGGAGGUCACCUAUGAUGUGGCACAGUACAUCAAAUUCGAAAUGCCCGUCCUCAGGAGCUUCAUCCAGAAGCUGGAGGAGGAGGAGGACCGCGAAGUGAAGAAGCUGAUGCGCAAGUAUUCCAUCCUCCGGCUGAUGAUUGAACAGAGGCUGGAGGAGAUUUCUGAAGGUCCAGCAAGGCUGUGAAUGCAGCUCUCAUCACAAGAAGCUUGCAUGAAGGCCAUCCUGCACCGAACCCUACAUUCCCAUCGCUUGGGGAGCAUCAACCAGGAGCCAACCCAUCCUUCUGCAUAGGGCAGAAUGUAGCUAUUGCCAUGCCCAGAUGUCACCCCCAAAAAUGCAAGCCCCUGCGAUGCUGGCACACUCAGGUAGCCCCGUCCCAUGCACAGGACUCGGCAGCUUCUUUGCAGCAUCCUUGGCGGACUCUUCUUCUGCAAAUGCUUGUUCUGCUCCUUGCUGGAUGCAGAGCCACCUGCAGGGCUCUCCCAGUGGCACAAAACUCAAAUCCUUGCAAAAAAAAAGAUAAAAAGAGGAGAUUAGGGAGCAGGGCAAAGCUGCUGCAAAUGGGCAUGAGAGGGGCUGCAAGUGCUCAGCAGCAAUAACCCAGGCUCAGUUUGGUGCGCUUCUCCCAUACAGUGCCUGGAGGAAGCCAAACAGCACAAAUGAUUCCUCUUAGAAAAGAAGGAUAUAUAUUGGAAAAAAAAGCACAUUUGUCUUGCAAUAAUUCACAGGUGAUGGGAAGCUUUUGUACAACCCCAAAGGACCUCUGAGAGUUGCUUUCUUCCACUUUUGCCAUGGAAAGCAAAACAAGAUUGAAUGUUGGACUUACAGUGAAAGAGUUUUCCAGCGCAUUUUUCCCUUAAGCCCACAUCUGGUUGUUUAACCCUCUUCUCCCUGUUCCUAAUUUGCACUAAUUAUCCUGUGGGAUUUAAAAAAGAACCACCACACACACGAUGUCAAAGCUCUCUGGUAGCCAAAUGCCAAUUACUGCUCACCGGAGCAACGAUGGUGCUGAGCUGCCCUGAGAGAUCGCUGCGAGGAACCUGGAGCAGCACAGGGACUCUGUGAACUCUCCUCAUCUCAUUUUUCGGGGGGACUUUUGCAUGUUUGUGCAUUGAAACUGAGUCUGGGUAAUGUUUCUCCUUGUGUGUGAGGGGAUUGAGACAGAAAGAGGUUUAUUUUGCCAGGCAAAAGCCUCCCUCCCUCCAUGUGAAACCAGCAAUAUCUAUUUUAUACCUCGAUGUCAACUAAAACUCUGACUUCUCCCACUCUUGAGUAUUUUGCAAUGUAUCUUUGUUAACAUUCCUUUUGGUUUAUGGUACCUUUUACACUUUUAACACAAGUUACAGGAAGUAUUGUCCGGUGUCAAAAGUGUUUUGUGUAUUUGGAGGAUGAUUGUGGCAUUGCUUUGUUUAUUAACAAGAAAACCAAAAUAUGUAGCAAAUUAAUACAGUAUGGAAGCACGUGAGUUAGAGCUGGUUUUGUUCAGAAUAAAGCACUUUGUGGA